AUGUCGAUGAUUAAUGAGAGCAAUUCGUCAUUGAUGAGUUCAAUUUCGACAAACAAUUUCCUACGCGAUUGCAUCGAUUUAGCAAUUGAUGGCUUUUUAUUUCGUGGUAUUACACCAGCGGAUCAUUACCAUCGCUUUUCGAGAUCAUUUCCCAAAGCUUUCACACUUUUAUCAUCGUAUCCGAAUCCAUCAGGAGCAUCGAUGAUCAUGACGCCCAAACAGUCUCAUCAUCAUACAACAACAACAACAACAUCAACGUCUUCUUCAUCUGUCAAACAAGCGAGCAUCCAUCACUCUCGAACAAAUAACAUCCCGCCUCUUGAUCUUUCAUCAUUAAAUUCAAAUAUAUUACUUGAACAACAACCUGUCUCGACAAUUAUGUCAACGAAUACUCCUGGAAUCACAAUCAAAACCAAAAAAACCGUUUACAGUCCAAAAGAUUCGAUAUCUUCAUCGUCUACAACUGAUCGUCGAGUGAACAGCGCUCGUCGACCGGGCGUAAGUACAACGACGACGACGACGACGACAACCACAACCAAAACGCCUCUUGUUGUAUCGAAUACUCCGAAUACACCUUUAUCAUCAAAUGAACAUUCUCCAUCUGUCCAUUCUUUUAACCCUAAACGACCUGUGACAGCACCAAGUCCGUCGUCAGAUAUCUGGAAUUCUCCUCAACAACAAAUCAGUCCGCUGGAAUUCGAAGCGCGUGAUAUUCAAGAACGAAUGAGUAAGCAUCGGGUACGACAUGGUCGGCCAAAUGACCUUUCUCACAUGACGCCAAAGCAAAUUUACGAUGAAAAAUGUGAUAUGCAGCAAGAAUUAUUACGUUUCGAGAACAAAUAUUCCAAGCCAACGACAAGUGAACAAAAACGUAUUAUGAAACCAUUGUACGAUUAUUAUCGUCAAUUAAAACGUCUUGUUGAAAAGCAACAGCAAACUUAA
Messenger RNA from Adineta ricciae, 942 nucleotides. The record is from the annotation of a GenBank genome assembly. NCBI's taxonomy places the organism in Eukaryota, Metazoa, Rotifera, Eurotatoria, Adinetida, Adinetidae.